Messenger RNA from Pediculus humanus corporis (human body louse), 1032 nucleotides. RefSeq lists its product as uncharacterized. Bases 1 to 1032 code for a protein of 343 amino acids. The record is from RefSeq and is a predicted model, not a curated record. Gene Ontology annotation, molecular function: serine-type endopeptidase inhibitor activity. NCBI's taxonomy places the organism in Eukaryota, Metazoa, Arthropoda, Insecta, Psocodea, Pediculidae. The transcript is spliced from 5 exons.
AUGUAUUAUAUCAGUGUGCCUAUUCUCUUUGACAGAAAAAUAACUUUUCUCCUCCUAUCAAUACAUUAUUCUUAUCAAAAUGUUCACGCCGAAGUCGAUUUGGUAACAAAAUUAAGUAAUAAUUGGAUUCCAAUGAUAAUAAAAGAAAUUUCUCAACAUAGCGAAAAUGUUGUUGCCAGCCCUUAUGGACUCAUGUCAAAUCUUGCUAUGAUUUUUGAAGCAACAAAUGAUAAAACGAGAGAAGAAUUUUUAAAAACUUUAAAUAUAUCUGGAAAUGAUGUUUCCGGAUUGAGAAAAGGUUUCAAAGCCUAUUGUAGUUUGUUUUUGAAAUAUUCAAAUGACCCCGAGGCGGCGGGUUCUUUCAAUUCCGCAACAUUGACAAGUUCCUUCAAGCUAAAUGCAACGUAUAAAGACAUACUUGAAAAAUAUUAUUGUGCCAAUACGAUAGAAAAUCGCGAGGGUACGGCAAACACUCUGGAAUUAAGCAGCAUAACUGGAGUUAUGAGUCACUGGAAAGAUUACGAAAAAUUAGCCGUUUAUACAUUUUUGUCACACAGACCUAAAAUUGCAUUUAAAAAAAAAGAUGGUUCGAUCGUGGGUGUACCAAUGAUUCCACAAGUUGGCGUUUUAAAAACGGGCAGAUGGGAAAAUUCGAAUGUUUUUUUGAUUCCGCUUCAGAUAACGAUUGUUAAUAAAAAUUUUAACAUGACGUCAAUGUUGAUUCGUAACGGUUUAAGUAAAAUUUUCGAUUCGAAUAAAGCAAAUUUAAGCAAAGCUUCUCCUCUUCAACCUGGAAAAAAUGGCUCCAUUCAUUUGAGUAAAAUUGAACAAAAUGCUUUUUUUUCAACUUCUUUUGUCGCCGUUAAUUCCGUUUCGGGAAUAUCUUCAUCUUUGGGAACGAAUAAGAGACGUAAAAGGGAUGUGAAAUCAUUUUAUAUAAAUCAACCAUUUUUAUUUUUCAUAUUGCAAAUCGACACACAAUUGGCAUUAUUAAGCGGAAAAGUUGAAAAUCCUUCCAUCGUUCCAAUGUAA